AUGCAUCUAGCUUCAUUCAUCAUUCUCAGCUUGAGCUUUUACUAUGCUCAAGCCGACUCGAACACUUCCAUGUCAGGCCCUCAACUCAAGCCUAUGAAGUGCACCAACAUUUACUUGACUUUGUCGGAACGUGACAUAGCCGAAAUGCAAAGCAAGGUGUCCACCAACCCAGUCAAGGCCGUCUGCAAAAGCAGUGCCGCGGGUGACAACGGGGGUUUGUGCGACUUCAAGACUUGCUCCGGGAAACCUGCAGUUUGUGGUACCUGCUACCCAGUUACAAUGAAAGAAGGUAAACUGGUGAGGACUUCUGAAACAUCUGUUGAAAAAGUGGAAUGUGGAAAGAAUUACUUCUUGAAAACAGAGAAGGACCACAACAUCUGUACUGCCUAUGAUAACAAGAUGUACAGUUGCACUGGGGAAUGCAAGGCUUCAAUUGAAUGCCAGUCUUGUGUUAGUUUGGAUGAUCCAGCCUUCAAGAAGGCCUCCUAG
Molecule: messenger RNA, 489 nt
Organism: Puccinia graminis f. sp. tritici CRL 75-36-700-3
Lineage: Eukaryota; Fungi; Basidiomycota; Pucciniomycetes; Pucciniales; Pucciniaceae
Exons: 5
Coding region: 1-489 (162 amino acids)
Source: RefSeq, a predicted model, not a curated record